This is a messenger RNA of Vicia faba (fava bean), 483 nucleotides long. The record is from the annotation of a GenBank genome assembly. Lineage: Eukaryota; Viridiplantae; Streptophyta; Magnoliopsida; Fabales; Fabaceae.
AUGAAGUACUUAAUGAUUUCAAUGAUCUCCUCCCCCUCUUGCCAUAAUUUUGUAGCUGAAAAGAAAAAGGAACUUGGGCAACACAUCACCUUCUUCACGCUCCUUUCAUUUUAUGGAUUGCCUCUCAUCGCCUCUUCAUGCUCCUUUCCUUUUAUGGAUUGCCUCUUGAAAACUGACACCUGUGUUCACAUUUUGGGGUUUGCUACCAUCCUAGAUAUCUUGGGUUGUCCCCCAUGUUUUGUAGAUGCGGCUUGGGUUGAUCCAUCUGAACUCAUGAGACAAUACCUCUUCCUCAUGCCUCCCCAACUUACUAAGAAGAUUCUUUUUCAUGUGUAUGGAUUAGCAAAAAGAUAUUGUAAAUGUAAAAAGAGUAGUAGAUUGAAUCAUAACUUUGAAUUUAUAGUGGAGCACGAUACCUUUAAUGUUAUUAGUGCUUAUGAACCUCAGGUUGGGUUAGCAGAACAUCUUAAGGUAAAAUUUUAG